UGUCGUCUCCUUUUUAUCUACCAUCUCCAGAUCUCUCUCUCUCUCUCUCUUUCUCUCUCUCUAACAACCAAUUCCGUCACAUUAUUCCUAGGGCUCGGAAGACAGACCACCAAAUCCGAGUAAAACCCUAGGAAACAAAAAAGCCAAUCCGAAAACGUCUAAUCAAAUUCAACCAAGUCCUCGUGUAAUGCUCCAAUUCCCAGCUACACCUACAGCAACAUUCCGUUUGGAACGGCGAGCACGUUAAAAAAACCUCCAUGGGUAUUUGCACGUCCAAGCCCCCCACAGAAACCAGCAACCGCUACGCCAAUCCAGCAAAAGACAUCAUCAACUCUGGUCCCGGAAACGACGCCGUUAAACCAUCCGACACUGCCCAAAACCCUACGAACGAGGAUAUAGGCAAGAAAUCUCCCUUCUUUCCGUUCUACAGCCCGAGCCCAGCCCACUACCUGUUCUCCAAGAAGACUCCGGCGGCCAAUGGGGGCUCUGCCACCUCGACGCCGAAGCGGUUCUUCAGGCGGCCGUUCCCGCCGCCCUCGCCUGCCAGGCACAUCAGGGCGGCGCUGGCGAGGAGGCAGGGGUCGGUGAAGCCGAAUGGGAGUGAAGGAGGGGCGAUACCGGAGGGCAGCGAGGCGGCGGGGGAGGAGGGCGGUGGGCGCGUGGUGGGGCUUGAUAAGAGUUUCGGGUUUUCAAAGAAUUUUGGGGGUAAGUAUGAGAUUGGGGAGGAGGUUGGAAGGGGGCAUUUUGGGUAUACUUGCAGGGCCAAGUUCAAGAAGGGAGAGAUGAAGGGGCAAGAGGUUGCGGUCAAGGUUAUCCCUAAAGUCAAGAUGACCACCGCCAUAGCCAUUGAGGACGUAAGAAGGGAGGUGAAAAUAUUGAGGGCUUUGUCAGGACAUAACAAUCUAGUCCAGUUCUAUGACGCAUUCGAAGACAAUGAAAAUGUCUACGUAGUGAUGGAGUUGUGUGAAGGUGGGGAGCUUUUGGAUAGAAUACUGGCGAGGGGUGGCAAAUACACAGAAGACGAAGCAAAAGCUGUCUUGGUCCAAAUAUUAAAUGUUGUUUCCUUUUGCCAUUUGCAGGGUGUGGUUCACCGUGAUCUUAAACCUGAGAACUUCUUGUUCACAUCAAAGGAAGAGAACUCACCACUAAAGGCCAUAGAUUUUGGGUUGUCAGAUUUUGUGAAGCCAGAUGCGAGGCUUAAUGAUAUUGUUGGCAGUGCAUAUUAUGUGGCACCAGAAGUGCUGCAUAGGUCUUACAGUACCGAAGCUGAUGUCUGGAGUAUAGGGGUAAUAUCCUAUAUUCUAUUAUGUGGGAGCCGCCCAUUUUGGGCUCGAACAGAAUCUGGGAUCUUCCGGGCUGUUCUAAAAGUCGAUCCCAGUUUUGAUGAAUCACCUUGGCCUUCUCUAUCGUCUGAGGCAAAAGACUUUGUCAAGCGCUUACUGAACAAGGAUCCACGGAAAAGAAUGUCAGCUGCACAAGCCUUAAGUCAUCCAUGGAUCAAAAAUAACAAUGACGCAAAAGUGCCCCUGGACAUAAUGAUCUUCAAACUCAUGAAGGCCUAUAUGCGUUCAUCUGCUCUUCGUAAAGCUGCUUUACGGGCUUUGUCCAAAACCUUGACAGUGGAUGAGCUAUUUUAUUUGAAGGAGCAGUAUGCGCUAUUGGUACCAAACAAAAAUGGCACCAUAAGCUUCGAUAAUAUCAAAGCGGCCUUGACUAAAAAUGCAACAGAUGCUAUGAAGGAGUCCCAUGUCCUUGAAUUUCUAGCAUCACUUAAUGCACUUCAGUAUAGAAGGAUGGAUUUCGAGGAAUUCUGUGCGGCUUCAUUAAGUGUCCAUCAGCUUGAGGCUCUUGAACGGUGGGAGCAACACGCUCGUUGUGCUUAUGAACUUUUUGAGAGUGAUGGGAACAGGGCUAUUGUCAUUGAGGAACUGGCUUCGGAACUAGGCGUUAGCCCAUCCAUCCCAGUUCAUGCUGUUCUUCAUGACUGGAUUAGACACACAGAUGGAAAGCUGAGUUUCCUUGGGUUUGUCAAGUUGUUGCACGGUGUCUCUAGCCGGUCUCUUGCAAAAUCUCAAUAACACUCUUCCACCAGGCAAUUAUCGUCGAUUACCAGUUUCUCUGUGCUUGUCUCUGCCUAUAAAAUAGCAGAAGAAAAGUGGUCAACAUAC
Molecule: messenger RNA, 2168 nt
Organism: Rhododendron vialii
Lineage: Eukaryota; Viridiplantae; Streptophyta; Magnoliopsida; Ericales; Ericaceae
Product: CDPK-related kinase 5-like
Exons: 11
Coding region: 258-2078 (606 amino acids)
Biological process (GO): protein autophosphorylation; peptidyl-serine phosphorylation; intracellular signal transduction
Cellular component (GO): nucleus; cytoplasm
Molecular function (GO): calcium ion binding; ATP binding; calcium-dependent protein serine/threonine kinase activity
Source: RefSeq, a predicted model, not a curated record